AUGGGCCUCUUCAGCAACAAGAAGAAGCGCAGCUCACCGUCUCUUCGCGUCUCCGACCACACUCCAUCGAGUCCUGCAUCUGCACCUCGACCUGUUGCAUCAGACCAUCAUUCUGCACAACUUGACCUUGCUAUUGCGCAAGUCAUCAGUGCGCUUGAACAGCGUGGCUUACACUACGACCCGUCACGAUGUCGUACCCUACUCAUGGGUCGAUUCUGCCACGGCGACCCGGGGCGUGCCGUCAACCUCGCGUUAGCUUUGCGCGAUGCAGAGGACCUGAUCCUUGUGGAAGCACAUGCAGGAACACUACUACAGGGAGUGGAGAAUCUAAGCGGCACAACAUGCUAUCUGGAUGCAUUGCUAUUUGCCAUGUUUGCACGAACGGUGCCCUUAUUCGAUGCUUUGCUCUAUCAGGACCGGUCAGAUGUGCCUGAGGCGACGCGGCUCGCAGUCAAUUUGAGACUCUUUGUCAAUCUUCUACGGACAGGACAUUUAAUCACUGGUGAUCUCGUAUCAAUGAUACAGACAUCCAUUGCUGGUUGCGGUUGGCAAGAUGCGCUGUCCAGUGGCCAGCAAGACACGUCUGAAUGCUUUGGCUUUAUUGCUGAAGUGUUACAAAUGCCGACAUUGACCUUCAAAGUUUACAUCGCACAUGGCGGCAAGCAAGACGCAGCUGACUUUAAGAUUGUGCAGGAACGUUUCCUUGCGCUGAGUGUGCCGAAGCCACCGACCAAGCAUGGCGCCAUUCCGCCUGUUGAGCUCGUUCACUUGAUGGAUGCUUAUUUUCACAACAAAUUGGAAGUGCGACGGCCUGUUGCACGGAGUCGCAGCACACUCAUGUCGAUUGCUGCCGUCAAUGGGUUUCCCACCGAGAAGCAGGGAAAGAAGGACAAGGAAGUCACGAUGCAGGCUUGGGAGCUGUUUGAAUUGGUGCCUUACUACUCAGCAAGCGACAACUCGCCUCGGCAACAAGCUCUAGCCAGAGAACCUCCCGUCGUUGGCAUUUGCCUCAAGCGCUACUACUUUGAUUCCCAUGGCAAUCCAGUCCUUAAUCCUACGCCUAUCAUCAUCCCAGAAUUCAUUGACAUGUCCUCCUAUGUCGAUGCCGAAGCGAGUGCCAGCAAGACCAAGAAAAUCGUCAGACUACGCCUCGAGUCUGCCGUUUGUCAUCGUGGUACGCGCGUAGCGAGCGGCCACUACGUCUCCAUCUGCAGAGCAGAAGCUGGCAUGUGGCUCCUCUUCGAUGACCUGGCACAUCCGCAUCGCAUUAGGCAAGCAACGUUUGGCGAGCUCUUUUCACGGGAAGUGCCGUACCUGCUCUUUUACCAGCUCGAGGUAUUUGAGACGCGUCCAGCGCGACCGAUGAGACGAGCACCCAGUGUACCAAACUUUGGUCAAGUGGUUAAUAAUUCGUCUGACUCUCUUCCGCCACCGUUGCCGCCAAUCAAUUGGCGGACGCAUCCUCUGAGACAAGCGCAGGAGGGAAUAAGUGUGCCUUCUUCGGUCAUACCGAGUUCUUCUCAAGGGGCACCUUAUCCAGUUGAUCGAAAUAUAGAGGAGAGGACAAAGGUAUACUUUCGUUAA
Molecule: messenger RNA, 1584 nt
Organism: Protomyces lactucae-debilis
Lineage: Eukaryota; Fungi; Ascomycota; Taphrinomycetes; Taphrinales; Protomycetaceae
Product: ubiquitin carboxyl-terminal hydrolase-domain-containing protein
Exons: 1
Coding region: 1-1584 (527 amino acids)
Biological process (GO): protein deubiquitination
Cellular component (GO): cytosol; nucleus
Molecular function (GO): cysteine-type endopeptidase activity; cysteine-type deubiquitinase activity
Source: RefSeq, a predicted model, not a curated record